Messenger RNA from Wallemia mellicola CBS 633.66, 1344 nucleotides. RefSeq names its product ArfGap-domain-containing protein. Gene Ontology annotation, cellular component: Golgi membrane. NCBI's taxonomy places the organism in Eukaryota, Fungi, Basidiomycota, Wallemiomycetes, Wallemiales, Wallemiaceae. The coding region runs from base 368 to 1324 and encodes 318 amino acids. The transcript has 3 exons. Gene Ontology annotation, biological process: regulation of endocytosis; regulation of ARF protein signal transduction. The record is from RefSeq and is a predicted model, not a curated record. Gene Ontology annotation, molecular function: GTPase activator activity.
AGGAAUUGAAUAAAAUUGAAAAAGACAAUGAACAACUAAGAUAUGAAGCGAAAGUAGCGAACGAUCGUAUAACAAGUCUCGAAAAGGAGCUCCGGGAAGCUAAACUACAUAUAUAUAAGUUAGAGAAUGAUAGGUUAGCCGUUAAAGGACAAAACGGACAACGUCAUCCUGCUGUUAAGAACCUCAUAGAAGCUGUACAGUCACUUGUGAAAGCAACCGACGGCGAUGACUACGAAGUCUUAGACAAAGUUGAUCAAGAGGAGGCAGCUCUUACAGAUGAUGAUGAUAAUGAUAACGAGAGUAAUUGAUGUACAUAAUUAUUUAUUUAUUACCGCUUUUAGUUUCUCCUUUACUUCUUACUUAACAAAUGUCAUCAUCAAACGCGACCGAAAGACUGAAAGAGGUACUCAAAAGGGAAGAGAACAAGAAAUGCGUUGAUUGUAAUGCACCACAACCACAAUGGGCGUCACUUAACAAUUGCGUAUUCUGUUGCUUGGAAUGUUCCGGCAAACAUAGAGGUCUGGGUGUACACAUUUCAUUCGUGAGAUCCACCAACAUGGACGCUUGGAAAGAUGAACAAAUUGGAAGAAUGGAGUUGUUUGGAAAUGGCAAAUUUAGGGAAGUCAUCGAGAAAUCAUCCACGCUCUCACAGUCUACGCCAAUCGAAGAGAAGUACACUUCGGAAGAAGUCGAAAAGUACAGAGAAGAAAUAAACGCGAUAGCGGCGGAGAAAGGCUUAUGGUUACCAGCUCAAUCACCUGCAACUACACGUACCAAUAGCGAUAAUAGUACUCAAACGAGAAGAAGAAGGAAGGAUGAGGUAGCUGCUGCGACUGGUGGGGCCGCGAUAGCCGCAGGUGCAACUGCAGAAGCUACAUCUAAUGUAGAUUUACCAAGUACAGCCAAAAAUGAAGAAUACUUUGAAAAACUCGGCAGAGCCAAUGAAACAAGAUCAGAGGAAUUGCCGCCAUCGCAAGGUGGAAAAUACACUGGAUUCGGAAAUGCGCCUGCACCAAAAUCAGCUUUGAGUUCAGAUAAUGUACCAACUGUUGACGAAUUGAGAGAAAAUCCAAUGGAAGCAGUCACAAAGGGCUGGGGUUUGUUUAGCUCAGCUAUUGGCGGUGCAGCCAGUGCGUUCAGGAGUACAGUCGAUGACAAACUUUCAGAUCCUAACAUUGAGAGCGAUUUACAAGGUUAUAAAGACAAUUUGUCUUCUUACUGGAACAAAGCAACGGAAUACGGAAAUGCAGCAAACGAAUGGACAAAAAAAGAACUAGAGAAGCAAUUUGGUAAUCAAGCUAGUGGUAGUGCUAACAAAUAUUGAAUGUAAAAAUUUUGUAGAAU